Pseudomassariella vexata is the source of this 150-nucleotide messenger RNA. RefSeq lists its product as uncharacterized. The transcript has a single exon. The record is from RefSeq and is a predicted model, not a curated record. The annotation marks the transcript as partial. NCBI's taxonomy places the organism in Eukaryota, Fungi, Ascomycota, Sordariomycetes, Amphisphaeriales, Pseudomassariaceae.
ACAAGUCAAGUUGAGGAUCACGCUUAUUGGCUGCUGGGAAUUCUCGACGUCCGUGUGCCACAGCUGUAUAGAGAAGGCGCCCAGGGGUUCAUUUGGCGUCAACAUGGCAUCUCAUACCGGUUGACUGCAAUUGUCCACGAAAUCUCAUGA